AAUUAAUGAAUCCUUCUUCCAUGCUACCCGUUUUCUCUCUCCUGCUUUCCUUCCUCCUUCAUUCUAAGUCUCAAGGGAUUCGCUUAGACGAAGGAUUUUCAAAGGAUACGCAACUUCUCAAACAUCAAGUAGGUUGUGAAGUUAUAAUUAAUCACUUAAGGUUCUGUUCUGUGUCUAUGAUGAGUUCUGGUUUUUGACAUGAAGCUUUUGGCUUUCUGGUCGCUCAAGGCGCAUAAUAGUGGUGGCUGUGAUGACCACGAAGCCAGUCUCUGCAACCAUGUACAGAACUGCAACAGUACGGCAGGAAAAAGGGCAAAGAAUAGGAAAUUAUUUGUUCCCACGUCCAUUUCUACCACCCAUACUACUGCAUCUAAGAAAGCGAAGAUGAUUGAGAAUAAUAAAAAUGCAAGGGUGAAAUGGGCGGCUACUUCUUGGAAGCAGCAUGAAGAACUUGUAGGCAUAGCUGAGAUGGACUAUACUGCAGCAAGAAGAAAGCCCCCAAUACACAAUUAGAAAUGGCCACAAAAGUUUGAUUUUUGUAUCCAUAUACCACAAAUUAUUUCACUUGUACAUCAUAAUCUCUCCAUUUCAAAAUAUUUAGAAUUUCAUGUUAAAUACAAU
Neltuma alba is the source of this 621-nucleotide messenger RNA. RefSeq lists its product as uncharacterized. Bases 199 to 513 code for a protein of 104 amino acids. NCBI's taxonomy places the organism in Eukaryota, Viridiplantae, Streptophyta, Magnoliopsida, Fabales, Fabaceae. The record is from RefSeq and is a predicted model, not a curated record. The transcript has 4 exons.